Messenger RNA from Rotaria sp. Silwood2, 1743 nucleotides. Lineage: Eukaryota; Metazoa; Rotifera; Eurotatoria; Philodinida; Philodinidae. The record is from the annotation of a GenBank genome assembly.
AUGAUUAAUCCAUUUACGGAUGUCGAUGAAUGUAUCCGUUUUGUCAAAGAUACCAAAGAAGAACAAAUGUUUAUGAUCACUUCCGGCUCAUUGGGACAAACUACAGUUCCUAUCGUGCAUGAUUUGCCUCAAGUCAGUAAUAUUUAUAUUUUUUGUGGAAAUCAAGCUCGGCAUGAACAAUGGGCGAAACAUUGGCCAAAAAUAAAAGGUGUCUUUACAGAUAUUGUACCUAUUUGUAAAGCCCUUAAGCAGGCAGUAUUUGAAUGUGACCGAAACUUGAUUUCAAUCAGUUUUGUCACGACCAAUCAGGGACCUACGAGACCAAACCUAAAUCACAUGGAUUCGUUAUUUAUGUAUACACAAAUAAUAAAAGAAAUUUUAUUAACUAUCGAUUUUGAACAGCAACAUUUAAAUGAUUUUAUUACAUACUGUCGCGAUGUUUUCGCCGAGAACUCGAAAGCACUUCAAGCUGUCGAUAAACUGGUACAUGAAUAUCACGACCAUCCUCCUAUUUGGUGGUAUACUCAUAAAAAUUUUCUUUAUUCAAUACUCAAUCGAUCAUUACGAAUGAUAGAGGUCGAUCUCAUCAUUAGCAUGGGAUUUUUUAUCCGAGAUCUACAUAAUCAUAUCGCCAAACUUCACCAAGAACAAUAUGUUGGACGUACACAUUUGAAAUCAUUUAUUGUCUAUCAUAGUCAAGGUUUAUCGCAGACAAAUUUUGAUCAAUUGAACAAAAGAAAAAAUGGACUUUUAUCAUUUAAUAAUUUCCUAUCAACUAGUACAGAUCGUGAGGUAUCAUUCAAUUUCAUUCAUCAAACUAUUAGAACAUCCGAUCUCAUUGGUAUCUUAUUUGUCAUAAAAAUUGAGCCGUCCAUUGUGUCUACACCAUUUGCUAAUAUACGUGACGUUAGUUAUUUUAAAGAAGAAGAAUUUCUCUUCUCUAUGCAUUCCAUAUUUCGUAUUGGUAGAAUUCAACAAAUUGACAACGAUCGUUUUUGGCAAGUAGACCUUACGCUAGUCAGUGACAACGAUCCAGAACUGCAUGAACUUACUGAACAGAUGCACAAGGAUACAAAUCCUAAUGUGAAAGGAUGGGAUCGUUUGGGUAUGUGGCUAAUUAAACAACGAGAUUUCAAUAAAGCUCAAGAUCUAUAUGAUAUUCUACUUGAUCAAACAACGAUGGAUCGUGAAAAGACAAAUAUCUAUAACCAGCUUGGAUUAGUUAAGGAGAAUCAAGGCGAAUAUCAAGAUGCAAUUGCCUAUUAUCAGCAAUCAAAUAAUAUCCUUGAGAAAAUUUUCUCUCCAACAGAUAUUCGAUUGGCUACUUCUUACAGCAAUAUUGGUUUGGUGUAUGAUAAGAUGGGUGACUAUUCGAAUGCACUUUUAUUUCAUGAAAAAGCAUUGCAAAUCGACCAAAAAAAUCUUCCUCCAAAUCAUCCUAAUUUAGCUGCUUCUUACAACAAUAUUGGUAUGGUCUAUGACAACAUGGGUGACUAUUCGAAUGCACUUUCGUUUCAUGAAAAAGCAUUGCAAAUCUACCAAAAAACGCUUCCUUCAGAUCAUCUUGAUUUAGCUACUACUUACAACAAUAUCGGCUGGGUUUAUAGAAACAUUCAUGAUUACUCGAAAGCACUUUCGUCUUAUGAACGUGCUCUUGAAAUUCUAGAACGAUCACUACCUCCUAAUCAUCCUGAUCUUCAAGAUGUAAGAAAGAGUAUUAACAUUGUGAAAAUGAAAAUGUAA